AUGUUAAAGAUUAUAAAAUCAAUGUCAAAAAAGUUAAAAUUGGAUAAUAUGGUUAAAAUUUGUACACAUUCAGGAUCAUUCCAUGCCGAUGAAUCAUUAGCAGUAUAUUUAUUAAGAUUAUUACCACAAUUUUCAAAUGCAGAAUUAAUAAGAUCAAGAAAUACAGAAGAUUGGGAAAAAUCAGAUAUUGUAGUUGAUGUAAGUGGAAAGUAUGAUGGUAAAAAAUAUUUUGAUCAUCAUCAAAGAGAAUUUAAUACUACUUUUAAUGAUAAAUAUAGUACCAAAUUAUCUUCAGCUGGAUUAAUUUAUAAACAUUUCGGUAAAGAUAUAAUACAAGAAGUAUUAAACUUAUCAAGUGGUGAUAAAAAUGUUGAUUUAUUAUAUGAUAAAAUUUAUAAAGAAUUUAUUGAAAGUUUGGAUGCAAAUGAUAAUGGUAUAAAUAAUUAUCCAAAAGAUGUUGAUCAAAAAUUUAAUGAAAAAAAUAUAACAUUACCAUCAAUGGUUGCAAAAUUAAAUCCAAGAUGGAAUGAAAGUUGUAAAGAUGAAGAUUUUGAUCGUCAAUUUUUGGUUGCUAGUGAUUUAAUGGGUAAAACAUUUAUAAAUUUAUUGGAAGGGUAUGGUAAAGGUUGGUUACCAGCAAAAUCAAUUGUUGAAACUGCAUUUAAUGAUAGAUUUAAUAUUGAUAAAUCUGGUGAAAUAAUAGUUUUAUCACAAUUUUGUCCAUGGAAAGAGCAUUUAUAUGCAAUCGAAAAAAAUAACAAUGCAGAAGGAUCAAUAAAAUUUGUACUUUUCAAAGAUUCAAGCGGGAAAUGGAGAAUUUCAACAGUUAGUGUUACAUCAAGUUCUUUUGAAUUUAGAAAAGGUAUACCUGAACAAUAUAGAGGGUUAAGGGAUGAAGAAUUGAGUGAAAAAACUGGAAUUGAAGGUUGUAUAUUUGUUCAUGCUGCAGGUUUUAUUGGUGGUGCUAAUACUGAAGAAGGAGUUUUAAAAUUAGCUAGAUUAUCUUUACAAACGGAGUAA
Lodderomyces jiufengensis is the source of this 1020-nucleotide messenger RNA. RefSeq lists its product as uncharacterized. Lineage: Eukaryota; Fungi; Ascomycota; Pichiomycetes; Serinales; Debaryomycetaceae. The record is from RefSeq and is a predicted model, not a curated record. Gene Ontology annotation, cellular component: nucleus; cytoplasm. The transcript has a single exon. Bases 1 to 1020 code for a protein of 339 amino acids.